Messenger RNA from Ochlerotatus camptorhynchus, 439 nucleotides. Its product is annotated as COP9 signalosome complex subunit 9. The coding region runs from base 214 to 399 and encodes 61 amino acids. Lineage: Eukaryota; Metazoa; Arthropoda; Insecta; Diptera; Culicidae. The record is from RefSeq and is a predicted model, not a curated record. Gene Ontology annotation, biological process: negative regulation of protein neddylation. The transcript has 3 exons.
GUCCUUGCGAUUUUCAUUCGUCAGUGCGAGAUUUUUCACUUCCGUAUUUUUUCGCAAAAAGAUCACUCCGAACCUCCGAAAAACUUAUCUUCUGCCUGCCGUCGUUCGGAAGCACCCCAGGAAAGUGGAAAAUCAGCCAAAAUUGAGAAUAACAAGAGCAAACCGGCCACGGGAAAGUCUUCCAAGAGCAAGCAGCAGCAGCAGGUCAGCGCCAUGAAGCCCACCCUUGUAGCGGACGAGAUGUUCCCGGAGGGUCCGGGACCGUUCAUGGAUUUGGAGGAGGCGGGUGGAUCCACUGGGCUGCUCAUGGAUCUGGCUGCCAACGAGAAGGAUGUUCAUGCGGAUUUUUACAAUGACUUCGAGGAUCUCUUUGACGAAGAUGAAGAAAAUUUGGUGUAAAGAUAGAAAGGGAAAGUAAGUAAACGGAAAUUUGAAAAUG